This is a messenger RNA of Cajanus cajan (pigeon pea), 888 nucleotides long. RefSeq names its product NDR1/HIN1-like protein 10. Gene Ontology annotation, cellular component: plasma membrane. Gene Ontology annotation, biological process: defense response to other organism. NCBI's taxonomy places the organism in Eukaryota, Viridiplantae, Streptophyta, Magnoliopsida, Fabales, Fabaceae. The record is from RefSeq and is a predicted model, not a curated record.
CCCUUCUUUUCAUGUCAUAGACAUACUUACACACACCCAUCUCUAUCUCCUCCAUCACCACCAAACUAAACGCACUUAUUCACUUCCUCACAUGGCCGACGAACAACCUCAACCGAACAUGGCCGCAACAAAGGAGCGACUCCGCACAAGAUGCUGCUACUGUCUCUGCCACACCUUCUGGGUCCUCGUAGUCCUCAUAAUCAUCCUGGCCAUGCUCGUGAUAUUGGUGUUGUACAUCAUCAUCACGCCUCGCUCCUUCAGGUUCCACGUCACCGAAGCCAGGCUCACGCAAUUCGACUACAACGCCAACAACACCACCCUCCGCUACGACCUCCUCCUCAACAUCACCGCCACCAACCCCAACAAGAAGCUAAAGAUCUACUACGACGUCGUUCAGGCCACCGCGCUCUACCGCGCCGUUAACCUCUCCACAACGGACGUUAACAUGCCAUGGAACUCCUACCUCCAGUACAAGAAGACCACUAACCGCUUCAGCGCCGUUUUCUCCGGUCAACGUUUGGUGCUGCUCAAUCGCAACCAGGUUUCGGAGUUUCGUGAAGAUAACGAAGAUGGGGUUUUCCCUAUUCGUAUUAAGAUACGCUUCAAAAUUAGGUUCAGGAUUUGGACCUUUCAGAUUGGGUACUUCAAUGCCAGAGGCACGUGUAAGCUCAACGUUCCGUUGGCUUCUUCAAGUGGCAAAACGGUGGCUGCGUUUGACCCCACCAAGUGUCAAAUUGAUUUCGGAAUCUGAGCUAUGGAGUGGGGUAUACUACGUUGUUGUUGAUGAUUUCUACGCGCAUUGUUUGUAAAUGUGUGAUUGAUCCAUGUAUGUUAUUAGCUGUACAUAAAUUAUUUUUAUAAUGAUGAUGAAACACUGUUGAUUUUAAA